This is a messenger RNA of Protopterus annectens (West African lungfish), 1161 nucleotides long. Its product is annotated as tripartite motif-containing protein 5-like. Bases 1 to 1161 code for a protein of 386 amino acids. The transcript has 6 exons. Gene Ontology annotation, molecular function: zinc ion binding. Lineage: Eukaryota; Metazoa; Chordata; Ceratodontiformes; Protopteridae. The record is from RefSeq and is a predicted model, not a curated record.
AUGGCAGACACAGAUCUCCUGAAGUUACUUCAGAAAGAAGUAAGUUGCUCCAUUUGCAAUGAGUAUUUCAGUGAUCCUGUCAGUACUGACUGCGGACAUUGCUUCUGCAAGAAGUGCAUAUUAGGAUGGAACUGUCAUAAUGGAAAUCGUUCAUGCCCACAGUGUAGCCUAAGCCUCUCACUUGGGACCCUCAGGCCAGUUAGACAGCUAGCAAACAUGGCAAUGACUGCAAAACUCCUGGAGGCAAAAUAUGAAGCUGAAAAACAACUGUUAUGUGAAAGACACAAAGAAAAACUUCUGCUGUUCUGUGAGCAUGAUAGAAAGACUAUCUGUGUCAUAUGUGAAAGGUCUGUGGAGCACAGAUAUCACAAAACAGUUCUGAUAAAAGAAUUGAUCAAAGAAGCGAGUGAAAUGAAAGAACUUUGGAAGGCUCUAGAAUUUUUAAGUCAGGAAAUGGAUUGGCUGCAAAGGAAGCAGGAGGAACAAGAGUCAAGAAUGAGAGAUGUUAAGAGUUCUGUAGCAGAACUGAAGGAGAGAAUCGGAGCUGAUUUUAGAGAUAUGCAUGAGUUUUUAAGAUGUGAAGAAGAAGAUCUGUGUGCCAGACUUAACGAGGAGCAAAACAACGUACUACAAGAGCUCCAAGAGAAUGUACAACAGUUGUCACAAAGCUACGCAAAUCUAAAGAAUCUGAAAGAAGAAACUGAAAAGAAAUUUAAUCUAGAAGAUAUUACAUUUCUGAGGACUUUACCUGAUGACAUAAAGGACAAAUUACUGGAUGCUCCUUUGGAUGAUAAAAAUCUUUUUGAUUCUGCUGCUGACCUUUUUAAAUCUCUCCAGGAUGAGGGCAAUGCCUUGCAGGAGUUGAAACAUAUUUUUGUUUCUGCUGUUCCAAAGUUUCAAAGGAGUUACCAUUCCAAAUCUGCUUUUGUUUGCAGACAGUCUUAUCCUCUGCCCAAGGAAAAUAAACUGGUCGAUGACACUGAACUUUUGCAGAAAAGAAUAGAGAGCAUUUAUAUUGGUGAACAUUAUUCACAGAAACUGGAAGAUGUUUUCUGUGCUGUUGUUGCUUAUGAUGUUACGUUGCAACAAGUUAAAACCAGGAAAAUGGUGAAGGAUCAUAAGGAUUUUGCCACAGGGAAAAUAACUACUUGGCUGCGAUAA